Messenger RNA from Dovyalis caffra, 390 nucleotides. The record is from the annotation of a GenBank genome assembly. NCBI's taxonomy places the organism in Eukaryota, Viridiplantae, Streptophyta, Magnoliopsida, Malpighiales, Salicaceae.
AUGAAAGAAGGGAAAUCUGCUUCUAAAUUGAACAACAACUACAACAGCAACAACAAUAGUAAUCAACUGCAACACCAGCACCAAAAUGGUCACUUGUCUCCUUUCAAAUUCGCCAAAUUGUUGGAUCCUGAGGCCUCUUGGGACAAGGAUCAAUUGGGAGAUGUGUUGCAUUGGAUUAGGCAAGUUGUUGCCAUUGUUUGCGGAUUGCUAUGGGGCACCAUCCCUUUGGUCGGCGGUAUUUGGAUCGGCCUUUUUCUGUUGAUAUCCUCUGGGAUUAUAUAUGGUUAUUAUGCAUUGAUAUUAAAGAUCGACGAAGAAGAUUUUGGCGGUCAUACAGCUCUCCUCCAAGAAGGGCUCUUUGCUUCUAUCACUCUAUUCCUGGUACUUUAG